This is a messenger RNA of Apodemus sylvaticus (European woodmouse), 945 nucleotides long. RefSeq names its product neutrophil elastase. NCBI's taxonomy places the organism in Eukaryota, Metazoa, Chordata, Mammalia, Rodentia, Muridae. Gene Ontology annotation, molecular function: serine-type endopeptidase activity. The record is from RefSeq and is a predicted model, not a curated record. Gene Ontology annotation, biological process: proteolysis; acute inflammatory response to antigenic stimulus. The coding region runs from base 50 to 847 and encodes 265 amino acids. The transcript is spliced from 5 exons.
CGGGCUCGGGCUAUAAGAACGGCUGGUGGGCAGGGGCGCCGCGCUCACCAUGGCCCUCCGCGCACCAUCCAGCCAGACUCUGGCCCCCAUGCUGCUGGCCUUGUUCCUGGGCGGCCCGGCACUGGCCUCAGAGAUUGUUGGUGGCCGGCCAGCCCAGCCCCACGCCUGGCCCUUCAUGGCGUCCCUGCAGCGGCGUGGAGGUCAUUUCUGUGGCGCCACACUCAUUGCCAGGAACUUCGUCAUGUCAGCAGCCCACUGUGUGAACGGCCUAAACUUCCGGUCGGUGCAAGUAGUGCUGGGGGCCCACGACCUGCGGCGACGGGAGCCCACUCAACAGACCUUCUCUGUGCAGCGGAUCUUCGAGAACGGCUUCGACCCGUCACGCCUACUGAAUGACAUUGUGAUUAUCCAGCUCAAUGGCUCAGCUACCAUUAACGCCAACGUGCAGGUGGCCCAGCUGCCUGCCCAGGGCCAGGGUGUGGGUGACAGAACUCCAUGUCUGGCCAUGGGCUGGGGCAGGUUGGGCACAAACAGACCGUCGCCCAGCGUGCUGCAAGAGCUCAAUGUGACAGUGGUGACUCGAAUGUGCCGCCGCCGUGUGAACGUAUGCACGCUGGUGCCACGCCGGCGGGCAGGCAUCUGUUUCGGGGACUCGGGCGGACCCUUGGUUUGUAACAACCUCGUCCAAGGCAUUGACUCCUUCAUCCGAGGAGGCUGUGGAUCUGGAAUCUACCCAGAUGCCUUCGCGCCUGUGGCUGAGUUUGCAAAUUGGAUCAAUUCCAUUAUCCGAAGCCAGGAUGACCGCCCCCUUACCCAUCCCAAAGACCGAGAGGGCAGAGCCAACUAGGACCUGUCUGUCCCCCCAUCUCCCCGUUCCCCCUUCCCUGCCAGAGACCUCAGGCACCCUCUCUGUUUGACCACAAUAAAAGCAACCUUUGUUUUGUA